UUUUCUGAUUUGGAGAGCCUGAGCUGCCGACGAACAAUUUGACGCUUAUAUCUAGGUCAAGAAGACUGAAGAUGCAAGUACAUCGAUAAGAUCGCCGAAGACGACAGCUAACAUCAUUCUGAGAGUUGAUGGGUAGGGAACUUUGGGCAGGGAUAUAGUAGUACAAUUCCUGGUGGUGUUCUUGGGGAGAGCUGGUAUCUGCAGCGCGACGAUACAUCGCAUUCCAACGAUUAGAUCGCCAUGAACCCUUGCACCACAUCACAUUUGGUACUACCAACGGAAGUAAGCACACGACACAAACAAAUCUUGCGCUAUAGAAAGCAGCAAAGGUGUCUCGAAAAAUAUAUUUUGAAGCUUGAAAAUUACCCAACACGAAACAGUUGCCUUUCUUGUCGAGACAUGAAAAUACUUGUUGCUGGCGGAGCAGGAUUCCUGGGAUCCAAUCUUGUUAAUCAUCUCCUCAAGGAAGGCCACGAUGUGGUGCUUCUCGAUUCAUUCAUCGUUGGUCUCGAGAGCAGUAUCAAUCAUCUGGUUGACUUACCCAACUUGACUGUUCUUCGCCACGAUAUAACAAAGCCGCUCAAGGACCUUCGCGUGGACCAGAUCUAUCACUUGGCAUGCCCAGCAAGUCCCAAACAUUACCAGCGCGAUCCUAUAAAGACGCUUCAGACAUGCUAUAUUGGGACAGAAAACAUGCUGAAAUGUGCCUUGCGGUGCAACGCACGAAUGCUGUUUUCAAGCACGUCAGAGAUCUAUGGAGAUUCUCUCGUCUCCCCGCAACCCGAAUCGUACUUUGGAAAUGUCAAUUCCUACGGCCCAAGAUCCUGUUACGAUGAAGGCAAGCGUGUCGCCGAGUCUUUAUGUUAUGCGUACCAGCACAUGUACAAACUCGAUGUCCGUAUUGCUCGAAUAUUCAACGCCUACGGCCCAGGGAUGCCGGCUUCGGAUGGUAGAGUGGUUUCGAACUUCAUCGCAGCUGCUAUUAAUGGCCAGCCUCUGAACAUAACGGGUGAUGGCUCAGCAGUUCGAUGCUUCCAGUACGUUACGGACUGUAUUUCUGGACUAACGAAACUCAUGGCGAGUGAUUAUUCGCAGCCAAUCAACAUUGGGAAUGAUCGUCUUUGUCGGGUUGAUGAACUUGCUCAUGUUGUGAUGGAGGUGGCUACGAAGAAUGGUAUUCUGGGACUCGACAAACGUAUCACUUACUCGGAAAGACCGGUUGAUGACCCAGAUCACCGACAACCUGAUAUCAGGCUGGCUAGAGAAGUGUUAGGCUGGUCACCUGUCGUUAGCCUCGAGGACGGCAUACAGAAGACUUUUGAAUGGCUCCUCUCCAUUCAGGGAACCUCUUUGAGAGGCAAGGUUGCCAAGACAGGAGCAGGACUCGUGUCUCUGCCAUCGUAAGCUUCCAGCUCACUCGUCCGCUGAGAGGCUAUUCCCAAGUAGUGCUGUUGUUCUUGGUAUAGAAGCCGAAUAGUCAAGGUUGUGGGGGGCAACAUGGUAAUUCUCAUCAUUUGAUACAGGAAAUAACAUUUGCAAACUUCUUUUCUAUUGAUUUCUUGUCCGUCAAGUGAGUCCUCAUCCAGAUGAGUCUGUUGAGACUCGAUGAACACUUCCAUACGAGCAUUUGAC
Mollisia scopiformis is the source of this 1632-nucleotide messenger RNA. RefSeq names its product nucleoside-diphosphate-sugar epimerase. Gene Ontology annotation, biological process: D-xylose metabolic process. The coding region runs from base 241 to 1404 and encodes 387 amino acids. The transcript has 4 exons. NCBI's taxonomy places the organism in Eukaryota, Fungi, Ascomycota, Leotiomycetes, Helotiales, Mollisiaceae. Gene Ontology annotation, cellular component: cytoplasm. The record is from RefSeq and is a predicted model, not a curated record. Gene Ontology annotation, molecular function: NAD+ binding; UDP-glucuronate decarboxylase activity.